Molecule: messenger RNA, 395 nt
Organism: Mycena citricolor
Lineage: Eukaryota; Fungi; Basidiomycota; Agaricomycetes; Agaricales; Mycenaceae
Source: the annotation of a GenBank genome assembly
GUGACCGCCACCAUACGGUAUGCUGUGAACGGAUGACACUCACUGAGUAGCAGCGGCUCCCAUCGGUCCGCUCACACGGUCGACUCCCCCCCAGGACGCUCAUGUCGACAACCACGUCAGUGGCGUCUGCGGGCCAGGCCCAGAUCUCGCAGCCCCCCGCCUCUGCUCCAUCGGCCUCGUUCUCCCCGCCACCCAACAACAAUAAUCCGGCGACGUCCGGCUCUACGUACUACUUUGGUUUCCUGGUCGCCUUUCUCGCCUUCCUGUUCCUGUUCCUCUCGCUCGGCCUCCUCGCCCGCCGGAGACGCAUGCACCUGAUGCGCGAGAUGAUGCUCUACGGUCGGACGACGACACGCGCGCGCCACCUCUGGUCGGACUUCAUGGCGAGUACCUGA